Molecule: messenger RNA, 1886 nt
Organism: Electrophorus electricus (electric eel)
Lineage: Eukaryota; Metazoa; Chordata; Actinopteri; Gymnotiformes; Gymnotidae
Gene: klf11b
Product: Kruppel like factor 11b
Biological process (GO): regulation of transcription by RNA polymerase II
Molecular function (GO): DNA-binding transcription factor activity, RNA polymerase II-specific; RNA polymerase II cis-regulatory region sequence-specific DNA binding
Source: RefSeq, a predicted model, not a curated record
CUGAGUACUGGUAAUAGCGAAUUGAAUUCCGGUCUUCGUCGUCACUGAGCGGGCGUAGUGGCACCGACUUCUUUGUUCUGUUAUUCCUGAAUCUGACCAGAAUUUUUUAUACAUUUCUAACAAAUGUCUUCGCGACAGUUUCGAAACAUGGGAGAUUUAUCUGGGGGAGCUCUGAUGGAGGUCCAUGACGGAUAUCUGCAAAGGAAGAGGCACGAUAGUGAGCAGUCCUCAUGCAGCAUGCCUGAGUACAAUGACCUGGAGGCAGCCGAAACCCUUGUGUGCAUGAGCUCCUGGUGUCAUGUGUCACCAAGACCUAACACCUUCAAGUCUCGCCCUCUUACCCCAGCGUCGGAUUCCUGUGACUCACUCCUGCAACUUGAAUCUUCAGAAUCCCCCAGGGACUUUGUCUCACUCUCCUCACUGUGUAUGACCCCUCCUCACAGCCCCAGUUUUGCUGAAACUUCCACUACGUUACCAGUGCCAAACUCGCCCUCUUCGCUGAUCCGACCCUGCCCCAAUGGCUUCAGUUCCAGACACCAGCGACCUGCUGUGGGCUCUAUUGCUAAGAUAGAGAAGCCCUCCUCCACACCUUGCAGAGCCAUGGCAACCAGUGUCAUCCGCCACACAGCUGACAGCUCCCUGUAUAAGAACAUUCCACAGGCUGCUCCCCCACAGCAUCCUCCAGCCCCUACGCAGAUGCAACCACAACAGCCCCCACAACCUGAGGUUCCUUCACCGGUCGCCUUGCCCUGCCAGUCAAAGACAAACAGAGCCGCACUGGGAACAUGCCCAGAAGGUGGCCAUUCUAAGGAGAAGAUCCCUUCCAAGUCAAGUCCUACUUCACCCCCUUCCACCUCCAGUCCACCCAUCAUAUGCCAGAUGUUCCCAGUGACUCAGCCAGGAGUUAUCUCGGCGGCAUUCAUUCAGAGUCCGGCUCCCAGGACAAAUGCUGGGGUCAAGUCCAUCCUGCCGCAGCCUCUUUUCAUGGGUCCUCCAGUGGCCCAGGGUACAGUGAUGCUAGUGAUGCCCCAGACACCCAUGACUCAGACACCACAGUGUCCCCAACAAGCGGUUGUUACCCUGGGCAACACCAAGUUGCUACCACUGGCCCCUGCACCUGUCUAUAUACCCUCGGGGCAGAGUAGUGCCACACAAAUGGACUUCUCCCGCAGACGCAACUAUGUGUGCAACUUCUCUGGAUGCAGGAAGACCUACUUCAAGAGCUCACAUCUCAAAGCACACCUCAGAACUCACACAGGUGAGAAGCCCUUCAGCUGUAACUGGGAAGGGUGUGACAAAAAGUUUGCACGGUCUGAUGAGCUGUCCCGCCACCGGAGAACACACACUGGUGAGAAGAAGUUUGUCUGUCCUGUUUGUGACAGACGGUUCAUGCGCAGUGACCACCUCACUAAGCAUGCUCGUCGCCAUAUGACUACCAAGAAGAUCCCAUCCUGGCAGGCAGAGGUACGGAACCUCAACAAGAUAACCACCACCAAGGCCCUACCUGCUGGCUCCACUCUACCAAUCAGCAUGCUGUUACCGGCUUCAAACUGAAUCUGAUUGGAACUGACUUUGUACUUAGAUUAUACAGGGACUAUUAAUUGGAGGACAUGGCUGCUAAUUAUCUUAUGGACAAACGUGAACAUGCACUGGACUCUUUUCUUCUACUGCUUGUUUUGUAUACUCUACAAUGAAUGAUUUUUUUUUGUUUACUUGCUUAUGAUUCAUGCACUCUGUUUUGCCAAAGUCUUUGUAUUAUGUCUGUCUUAAAAUUUCAUUUGUGUUUUGUAUAUAUUUACAUGUAUAUUCUGUUGGAAAAUUAUGGUUUAUUCAUUACUGCCUAAGUAUAAGAAAAUUAUGAUUAUAUAUACUUAUCUACACUGUAA